Molecule: messenger RNA, 1347 nt
Organism: Raphanus sativus (radish)
Lineage: Eukaryota; Viridiplantae; Streptophyta; Magnoliopsida; Brassicales; Brassicaceae
Exons: 8
Coding region: 1-1218 (405 amino acids)
Source: RefSeq, a predicted model, not a curated record
AUGAGCUACACUCUCGAAGAAGCAAGAUAUGAAGAGAGGGUAAAAAAAAUUUACUCUCUUGCAACCGCCUACUCAAGGAUCUCGUUCUCUUAUGCUCCUGAUUUCUUGGAUGCCACUUCUUCAGGUGGAUUCACAGAUGAAUUUGAUGGACUAUCAAGAAGGCAGAUGGGUAAAGUAAGAAGGGGGCUUCGGUUUGUGGAAGUGAAGAGCAACGAAGACCCAAACGAAGUAUCUGAACAACUCAUAAACUGUCUCAUAAGCAUUUACUUGGAACUGAAUCAAGUUUCAUCAAAGACCAAAGGAGAUGCCGAGUUUUCGAGACGGCCCUCUUCUUGUAGCAGGAAAUCAAACACAUACAGCUAUUAUCAGAACGCAAUGAAUCUUGAUCCUUAUCACGUAUUGCCAGACUCUAACGGAGGAUUCAAUAGGGACAUUGGUCCUUACAAGAACUUCAUUCACAUUUCAAGAAACUCCAUAGAUGUGACCCGUUUUACACAUUAUUGUUCGCCCGCUAUUCCACGCUUGAGUGUUUUGAUGGAUAAACUCUCAGAGGUGGAUUUGACUUUCUUGACCUACAAGCAAAAACUCGCUUUCUGGAUCAAUAUCUACAACGCUUGUAUCAUGCAUGCUUUUCUUGAGUAUGGGUUACCUUCGUCUCACAAUAGACUACUUACCUUGAUGAACAAGGCUUCACUUAACGUCGGUGGCAUAGUUCUCAACGCUUUGGCAAUUGAACAUUUUGUCUUACGACAUCCUUGUGAACCAGAACAUGAUUCGCUCGAUGAGAAAGAAACUCUCCUGCGGCACACUUAUGGUUUGGGAUAUUCAGAGCCUAACGUGACAUUUGCGCUUUGCCGGGGAAGUUGGUCCUCACCAGCACUUAGAGUCUACACAGCAGAAGAGGUGGUGAAUGAUUUAGGAAGAGCAAGAGUGGAGUAUUUAGAAGCUUCCGUAGGUGUUUCCAGCAAGAAAAAGAUUAUCGUUCCACAGCUUCUACAAUGGCACAUGAAAGAUUUUGCAGAUGAUAUUGAAUCUCUUUUGGAAUGGAUCUACAGCCAGUUGCCGCGAUCAGGGAGCCUGAAGGCUAUGGUUAUGGAAUGUUUAAAGAGAAAAGUAAAAGUUCCCUUGGCUAAAAUGGUAGAGAUUCAAACAUAUGGCCACGAGUUUCGUUAUCUAAUUAUUGUAAAUGGAGAUUCCAUAUGUAGAAGAGUAGAAUAACAAUGUUUAGUAACUUUUCUCUCGGAUGUAAGGGCACACCAUCUUUAAUAGUCUUCUUUUUUUUACAUCCCAUCAUCAAUAGAUUAGAAUGACAAUGUUUGUUUCCUUUUUUAUUAUAAUAAAAAUACU